AUGUUGCAGUUAAGUUAGUUGGGACUCUUUUCUCAAAAAAAUAAAAUAAAAUAAAAAUAAAGUAGCAAUCGGGAUCGCUUGGAUUUUACUGUUUAAUGUUCUCCUGAUGCAUUCCUUGCUUCCUGGCACGCAAAGCACAUAAAGUAGAGGUUCCUCUAAAUGUAGUGGUUAAUUGAGGCGACUCAAAAAGAUGGCUAGAUUAUUUGCUCUCGCAAUGGUUCUCGUUCUUCUUGUAGCUCUGGAUCGUGGCUUGGUGGAUGCUGAUUUCUACAGAGAUGUCGAUUUCGUGUGGGGUUCUCAGAACUCAGGAAUCUGGAACAAUGGCGACAGCCUUGCUCUCAUGCUCAACAAUGUCUCAGGUUGUGGAAUGGUGACAAGAAAUCAGUACCUGUUCGGAAGCAUUGAAGUGCAGAUUAAACUGGUGAAAGGCAACUCUGCUGGAACAGUGAUAGCCUAUUAUCUGUCCUCAACAGGAGAGAAGCACGAUGAGAUAGAUUUUGAGUUCCUCGGGAAUGAAACAGGACAACCCUACAUAAUCCACACAAACAUCUUUGUGCAAGGUGUAGGAAAUAGGGAAGAACAGUUCUAUCCUUGGUUUGAUCCAUCAACUGACUUCCAUAACUAUACCAUUCACUGGAACCCCAGCCAAGUUGUGUGGUUUGUCGAUGGGAUUCCUAUCAGAGUGUUCAGAAACUAUGAGAGCCAGGGAAUUCCAUUUCCUGAUCAACAAGCAAUGAGGGCCUACUCGAGCAUCUGGGUGGCAGAUGACUGGGCGACAAGGGGAGGGCUGGUGAAGGUCGACUGGAGUUGCGCACCAUUCGUGGCCUACUACGAGUACCUGCGACUGAGGGCUUGUCCAUGGUAUGGACCAACAAGCACAGGCCAAUGUGCUGAAACGACUCCUGCCAAUUGGUGGACGAGGCCGGGGUUUGAGACUUUGGAUUACCAACAACAGGGGCGGAUGAAUUGGGUGAGGGAGAACUACAUGAUCUAUGAUUACUGCAAGGACGAGAAGAGGUUCAAUGGAGUUCUACCUCACGAAUGUCAUCUGCCCAAGUAUUAGCAGCGAUAUAUGGCCUUGGAGAUGCUUGUUAUUUGAGGAAGAAAAGUAGAAAAAGGUUUGCUUCGAU
Zingiber officinale is the source of this 1130-nucleotide messenger RNA. Its product is annotated as probable xyloglucan endotransglucosylase/hydrolase protein 26. The transcript is spliced from 4 exons. NCBI's taxonomy places the organism in Eukaryota, Viridiplantae, Streptophyta, Magnoliopsida, Zingiberales, Zingiberaceae. Gene Ontology annotation, cellular component: cell wall; apoplast. Gene Ontology annotation, biological process: cell wall biogenesis; xyloglucan metabolic process. Bases 191 to 1063 code for a protein of 290 amino acids. Gene Ontology annotation, molecular function: xyloglucan:xyloglucosyl transferase activity; hydrolase activity, hydrolyzing O-glycosyl compounds. The record is from RefSeq and is a predicted model, not a curated record.